Cinclus cinclus is the source of this 1097-nucleotide messenger RNA. RefSeq names its product insulin like growth factor binding protein 7 (gene IGFBP7). Gene Ontology annotation, cellular component: extracellular region. The coding region runs from base 20 to 862 and encodes 280 amino acids. The transcript is spliced from 5 exons. The record is from RefSeq and is a predicted model, not a curated record. Gene Ontology annotation, molecular function: insulin-like growth factor binding. Lineage: Eukaryota; Metazoa; Chordata; Aves; Passeriformes; Cinclidae. Gene Ontology annotation, biological process: regulation of cell growth; regulation of signal transduction.
CGGGCGGCUCCGUGCCGCCAUGCCGCCCUCCGCGAUGCCGCUGCUGCUGCUGCCGCUGCUGCUGGCGGCGCUGGCGGUGCCCGCCCCGGGCACGGCGGCGGCGGCGGCGGCGGGGGGCUGCGGGCCCUGCGAUCCGUCGCGGUGCCCGGCGCUGCCGGCUCGGGGCUGCCCGCUGGGCAGGGUGCGGGACGCCUGCGGCUGCUGCUGGCAGUGCGGGCGCGGCGAGGGCGAGGCGUGCGGCGGCGGCGGCGGCUCUGCGGGAGGACGCUGCGCCCCCGGCCUCGAGUGCGUGAAGAGCCGGCAGCGCCGCAAGGCGAAGGGCGGCCCGGUUCCCCCCGCCGCCGGCCCGCCCGGCGUGUGCCUCUGCAAGAGCCGCUACCCGGUGUGCGGCAGCGACGGGCUCACCUACGGCAGCGGCUGCCAGCUCCGCGCCGCCAGCCUGCGAGCACAGAGCCGCGGCGAGCCCGCCAUCAGCCAGCGCAGCAAGGGAGCCUGCGAGCAAGGACCCUCCAUUGUGACUCCUCCUAAGGACAUCUGGAAUGUGACAGGAGCACAAAUCUACCUGAGCUGUGAAGUCAUUGGCAUUCCAACCCCUGUCCUCAUCUGGAACAAGAUAAUUAGAGGACAGUAUGGUGUCCAGAGGAUGGAGCUUCUGCCUGGGGACCGGGAGAAUUUGGCUAUCCAGACCCGUGGGGGCCCUGAGAAACACGAGGUGACUGGCUGGGUGCUGAUAUCUCCUCUGAGCAAGGAGGAUGCUGGGGAAUAUGAGUGCCAUGCAUCAAAUGCCAAAGGAGAGGCAACAGCUUCUGCCAAAAUCCACGUUGUGGAAACUCUGCAUGAAAUAGCCUUGACCAAAGGUUGAUGAUGGUGCAGAGCUGUGAUGUGAGGACUUUCACUUACGCACAGUUUUAAAUUAGUAUUUUGGAAAGCUGCAAGCUCUGGCUUUUUCUAGCUGACUAAUCAGUCCCUCUUAACUCCCUUUUUCUUUGAGUCCCAAUUUGCUUGCACACUUCUUUCACAGAUACACAAAUAGAUUCACAAGUUCAAUUACAAAUUUUAAUUCUAUUUACAGGAAAUAAACAUACUUUUGAACAGCA